Messenger RNA from Cetraspora pellucida, 431 nucleotides. The record is from the annotation of a GenBank genome assembly. Lineage: Eukaryota; Fungi; Glomeromycota; Glomeromycetes; Diversisporales; Gigasporaceae.
AUGAAAAAUCAAAACUACUGUGAAUCAAACAUUAUCAAUCAAAACAUAUCUGAAUUAUUCUCAAAAAAAGACAUUGAAGAGAUGGCUAGUUCUAAAAAUUUUGAAUGGAUAAAACCUUAUACACUCAAUGAAAAACUUAAAUUAUACAUAGAUGUAAAAGAAAAAAAAGAUUUUAAUAAAAAAGAUAAAAAAUUACAGAGAUCAUGUGUAAGGAGAGAAUGCAAAUUUCUUCGAACAGUUGUAUGGUUAGAAUUACAAAUUACAUAUAUUAAAUAUAUUGAAGUUCAUCAUAAAGAACUCGCAAAAGAGUAUCGAAAUAAAAGAAUUUGGGAUAAAUUGGACGAAAAAUUCCUAAUUCAAGAUUUGCCACUAUUGCUUAAAAAUUUUAUAGAAGAAUAUAUUUUUAAUCAAGAUACAGAAAUACCAAAAAA